CCGAACAUAAAGCUAAACCCUAACAAUAACUCUUUCAGUCUUCCCUUAUCCUCACAACCCAAAUUCAUACAAAGGAGAGAGAAAACAGCUUCGGUGUUCAUUUCUUCAUAAUCAUUUCAAUGGCGUCGACUAAUGCUCUUACCUCGGCGUCCAUUUUCUGCUCUCCCAAGAAGAGCUUGAGGAGGAAGGUGAAUCAGCAGCAGAGUAACAGGCUGAAUUACAAGCAGUCGAACCGUCGAUUUGUGGUGAAGGCAAAUGCAAAGGAGAUUGCGUUUGACCAGAGGUCAAGAGCAGCUCUUCAAGCCGGCAUUGAUAAGCUCACCGAUGCUGUUGGCCUUACUCUUGGCCCUAGGGGGAGGAACGUUGUGUUGGAUGAGUACGGAAGCCCAAAAGUAGUUAACGAUGGAGUGACAAUAGCUCGUGCUAUUGAGCUUCCUGAUGCCAUGGAAAAUGCUGGUGCAGCUCUCAUUAGAGAGGUUGCUAGCAAAACAAACGACUCUGCUGGUGACGGAACGACAACUGCAUCAGUUCUUGCAAGGGAAAUUAUCAAGCUGGGACUUUUGAGUGUCACCUCUGGUGCAAAUCCUGUGUCGCUCAAGAGAGGGAUUGAUAAAACUGUACAAGGAUUGAUAGAAGAGCUGGAGAAGAAGGCUAGACCUGUCAAAGGUGGCAAUGAUAUCAAAGCUGUUGCUACCAUUUCUGCUGGUAAUGACGAGCUUAUUGGAGCGAUGAUUGCCGAUGCUAUUGACAAGGUCGGCCCUGAUGGUGUUUUGUCCAUUGAGUCGUCAUCCUCAUUUGAGACGACUGUUGAGGUUGAAGAAGGAAUGGAGAUUGACAGAGGUUAUAUUUCCCCUCAAUUUGUUACUAACCAAGAGAAACUGAUUGUUGAGUUCGAAAAUGCUAGAGUCUUGAUUACUGAUCAGAAGAUUUCAGCUAUCAAGGACAUAAUUCCCUUGUUAGAGAAAACCACUCAAUUGAGAGCCCCUCUGCUUAUAAUUGGUGAGGAUGUUACUGGAGAGGCUCUGGCAACUCUUGUUGUGAACAAAUUGCGUGGCAUACUUAAUGUUGCUGCCAUUAAGGCGCCUGGUUUUGGUGAGCGGAGAAAAGCUCUCCUCCAAGAUAUUGCCAUUUUGACAGGAGCCGAGUUUCAAGCCAGUGAUCUGGGUUUGCUUGUUGAAAACACUUCAGUUGAGCAGCUUGGUAUAGCAAGAAAGGUAACCAUCACCAAGGAUUCCACCACCAUUAUUGCUGAUGCUGCAUCAAAAGAUGAAUUGCAGGCUAGGGUUGCUCAGUUGAAAAAGGAGUUGGCUGAGACAGAUUCCGUUUAUGACUCGGAGAAACUGGCCGAAAGAAUUGCCAAAUUGUCAGGAGGUGUUGCUGUCAUUAAGGUGGGAGCUGCUACAGAGUCUGAGCUCGAGGACCGUAAGCUUCGCAUCGAGGAUGCCAAGAAUGCUACUUUUGCUGCUAUUGAGGAAGGGAUUGUUCCUGGUGGUGGUGCGGCAUUGGUUCAUCUCUCAACUGUUGUCCCUGCAAUCAAGGACCGUCUUGAGGAUGCGGAUGAGCGGCUAGGUGCUGACAUAGUGCAAAAGGCAUUGGUAGCACCAGCGUCAUUGAUAGCGCAAAAUGCUGGAAUCGAAGGCGAAGUAGUGGUAGAGAAGAUUAAAACAAGUGAAUGGGAAUUUGGUUACAAUGCAAUGACAGACAAGUACGAGAACCUGGUGGAGGCCGGUGUUAUCGACCCGGCAAAGGUUACCAGAUGCGGCCUACAAAACGCGGCUUCGGUUGCCGGUAUGGUCUUGACCACUCAGGCCAUCGUGGUAGAGAAACCUAAGCCCAAGGCACCAGUGGCUGCUGGCCCACAGGGACUUACUGUGUAGACUGUAGACGUUAAUAAGAGUUGGGAGAUUGUAGCCUCGUAGCUGUGGGGAGUUUAAGAGUUGUCCAAUGUGCUCAUUCAGAAAUGUUGCACUGAAUUUUAUUGCGGGAUUGGGGAUUGAAUAUGCCUUUUUGUAUGGACUUUAGAGAUGCAAUAAUCGAUUGUUUUUUUACAAAUGUAAUCUGUUUUAAUA
Messenger RNA from Morus notabilis, 2069 nucleotides. Its product is annotated as ruBisCO large subunit-binding protein subunit alpha. Gene Ontology annotation, molecular function: ATP-dependent protein folding chaperone; ATP binding. Lineage: Eukaryota; Viridiplantae; Streptophyta; Magnoliopsida; Rosales; Moraceae. The coding region runs from base 120 to 1877 and encodes 585 amino acids. The record is from RefSeq and is a predicted model, not a curated record. The transcript has 8 exons. Gene Ontology annotation, biological process: protein refolding.